Mercenaria mercenaria is the source of this 3237-nucleotide messenger RNA. RefSeq names its product gelsolin-like protein 2. The record is from RefSeq and is a predicted model, not a curated record. Lineage: Eukaryota; Metazoa; Mollusca; Bivalvia; Venerida; Veneridae. Gene Ontology annotation, molecular function: actin filament binding. Bases 145 to 1245 code for a protein of 366 amino acids. The transcript has 13 exons.
UAUUUGUACAGUACGAGUGGAUACAGACUUUCCCUUCCAUAUACAGAUAUAUUAUACGUAUUAAGAGCGUAUAAAAGGCAAUUACUCUGUUGUUAAUGCUGUAAUAUUUCGUUAGGACUUAGGAUACAAUAUUAGUUGUCAAUAAUGUCAGGUCUAACAAAGCCUAAACAGUACAACUGGAAAGAUACAAACUUAGCGCUGUUUGGUUCCGACACUGAGAAGGACAUCAAAAAGGCAUCUGCGGAAAUGGAACCUGCGUGGAAAAACGCGGGAACCAAACCUGGACUGCAGAUAUGGAGAAUUGUUAAAUUUAAAGUGACUCAUUGGCCUGUUCCCGAUUACGGCAAAUUCUUUGAUGGCGAUUCCUACAUCAUACUUAAUACGUACAAAGAGGAAGAUUCUGACCAGUUGUUAUACGACGUCCAUUUUUGGAUAGGCAAAAACAGCUCGCAGGACGAGUACGGGACGGCAGCAUAUAAAACUGUAGAACUUGACAUACUGCUGGAUGACAGGCCUAUCCAGCACAGAGAGGUACAGGGACACGAGUCUAAACUCUUCAAGUCAUACUUCAACACUGUCACAAUUUUGAGGGGCGGUGCCGAGAGUGGUUUCAAAAAGGUAGAAGCGACAAAAUAUGAGUCCAGACUUCUACAUUUCCAUGGUGACAGAAAACAUGUUGAAGUUACAGAAAUUGCGCGUUGUCUGGACAUGGUGGAUUCGUCUGAUGUGUAUAUCCUUGACCUUGGUCUCAAAAUCUACCAGUGGAAUGGACGGAAUAGUAACAAAGAUGAGAGGUUCAGGGCCGCAGGGUAUGUAAACGAAAUAAAACAUCAACGUGGAAAAUGCACGUCAGAGACGAUUGAUGAGGGGACAAAGUCAUGUGGUGCAUUUUACAACAGACUAGAUGAGGUUGCAGAAUCGAAUGGAAAUAAUAACGUGCAUUCCACUGAACCGUUGACAAAGAAAUUAUUCAGAUUGAGUGAUGAGACUGGACAGAUGACCUUCAAACUUGAAAAGGAAGGGAAAAUGACACAUAAUGAUCUUGACACAAAUGAUGUGUUUAUCCUGGACACGUGCAAUGAUGUAUUUGUGUGGAUCGGAAAUGACACUACAAAUAAUGAAAAGAAGAACGCUAUGGCAUAUGCACACAACUACCUAAUGAGAACACAGCAUCCAUUGAUUCCAAUCACGUGUGUUGGCGAGGGAAAACUUUCGCAAGAGUUUAACGUUGCGCUGACUGCAUAGUUCUGGAACAUACCUUUUUGAGCACAGGCACUUUAAAGCACUUUAAUUAUCUCCCCUGACAUUAUGUAUAUCAUAUAUCUGCCAUUUAAAACACCAUUUUCGUUUGAAUAAAAACACCACAAAUCAAAAUAACUAAUCCUCUCCCCCUCCCCAUUUUCCUGAAAUAUACGGGGUAUUAAAUACAUGUAUGUGACUGUUUAGAUCACGGUUAUUGAUUUGCAUAAAUACUGUUUAUAAUAAACAUAUAGUAGCUUAUUUUCGUCAAUGCUUGGACUUUAUGACCUGGCAGCAUGCAUAAAAUAACAUACAUAGCCAGACCAAGUGUCUUGUUUUCUUAUAUGAAUUUAACUGAGACAUGUUAUUGCCACGUGAGAAUUUUGAUAACCAGUAAGACUGAGAGAACUCUCUUUAGCUGUUUACAUGAAGCAGAAUACAAUAAUACAAUCUGGAUUAUCUAUAGUUGUUAAUGGGUAACACAAUACAAGACUAUGACAGUUGUUUAUGGAAAAGUAAUGCAAGGUUAUCUAUACUUGUUCAUGGAAAACGCAGUACGGGCAGUCUAUAUAGUUGUUUGCAAGAAACGCGAUACAGGACUGACAAUACUUGUUUGCAAGAAAAGCGACACAGGACUGACAAUACUUGUUUGCAAGAAACUCCACCAGAGGACUAUCUAUAGUUGUUUACAAAAAACACAAAGUUACUAUGAUACAAGACAAACUACAUUUGUCGACAUGAAACACAAAACUGGACUAUUUAUAGCCGUUUACAGUAAAUGCAAUACAGGGUUAUUAUUUUUGUUUACAGGAAUCACAAUACUGUACUAUUCAUAGUUGUUUACAAGGAACACAAUACCGGACUAUAUAUUAUUGUUUACAGGAAGCACAAUACUGUACUAUUUAUUGUUGCUUACAUGAAGCACAUAAUGCGAUACUGGUCUAUUUAUAGUUGUAAACACAAAACGCAAUACUGGUCUCUUUAUAGUUGUUUACAGGAAAUGCAAUACUGGACUCUUUAUAGUUGUUUAUAUAGGAAUCGCAAAACUGGAUUAUAAUUUAUCUUAAGGGUAAAUGCCACAGUUGCCUAUAUGUAUAUAGGGCAAAAAAUUUCCGACGGGCAGAAUUUCUUUAAACUUUGUGUACUGACUGAGAAUCAAGUUUGAAACGGAAAUAUGUAUAAAAAAGUCAUAGGUACCCAGGCUUGAUCUUGAAUUUACAAAUCGGAUUCAAUAGAAAUUAUACUGGAUUAUUAUAAUGGUUAAUAUUAGCAACAAAACAUGGCUCAAUUCAAUAGUCAUGACAGAAAAGGUACUACAAAUAUAUUGUAAUAAUAAUAAUAGUAAUUGUAAUAAUUGCAUUUUGUGGGUGUAGGUUCGAUAUCAUUUUCAAGCUUAGUGUUUUGUUGUAAGAAAAUACAAAACAUAACGUUAUGUUAUUUCAUAUACUCUUGCGAGAAAUAUAGGUAAAUGAAAUAAUAUGGAAGUCUUUUGCCUAUUGUUAGAUAUUUUUAACUAAGUAUAAACUAUUUUUAUAGUUCUAAGACACAGUUAAUGUACUGUAUAAGUAUGUUAUGAAAUAUGUUAUGACUGUAUCAAAUGCUAUGCUAAAAGAUGUGUUUUGGAACUGUUUAAUCUGACUUCAAGAAUCCGCUGACACAAACGGAGAAACCAUGGAUACCGCUGACACAAACGGAGAAACCAUGGACACCGUUGACACAAACGAAAAAACCAUGGAUACCGCUGACACAAACGAAGAAACCAUGGAUACUGCUGAUGAAGCAUUAUGGAUUAUAUUUUAUAUAAAAAUGAGUUUACUAGACUAAGUAUAAUACGACAAUAGUGAAAAAUAUAAUUCCAAAAGUAAGACAACAUGUUUUGGCCUAAUUUUUAGAGUUAGAAAAGAAAUUAAAAAAACUAUACUUUCUUUCUUCUAAUAAUGUGUGUAAUCGAUUGCAAUAUCAGACAGCUUUCUGGAAAAUAUAAUUAUUCUCUUAUAA